CUUUUCUCAAGAGGUGAUUUUUGAUAAUCACUCAACUGACGAAUCAAAAUCUCUUCAGACAUUAGGGUAUCAAACAGUAAAUUUGGGUAUCCUAGCUAAUUUUGGUAAACAAUGAUCUCAUUACUAAAAUUUGUUAAUUUAACAAAUGUGAAACAAUAAUAAGAAAAUAAUUAUGAAAAGAAAACGUCCAACUUAACAAUUCAAACCAAAAUAAAAAGAAAACUUCCAAAAAGGAAAAAAGGUAAUAGAAAGAAGAAAAAAACCAUAAUUAUUCUUGUUUUCCGUUUUCUUCCUCCACAAAAUUCACAUUCCAUUGAAAGAGAGAAGAAGAGAAAUAUGGCGUUACAGAGAUCAACGGCGUCUUUUAGGAGACAAGGAUCGUCAGGACUCAUCUGGAACGACAGGUUCUUGAGCGGAGAAAUUCGCAAUGACGAAAGACAAGAAGACCGGUGCAACGAUCAUCGUGACGGAUCAAUGGCGGCUACGGCGGCGACAGUGAAACGUAGCGCAUCAGACGGAGGAUGUGGCCAUGGUGGAAUAUUGGGGGAGAUAUCUCCAGCGUUGGAUCCACCUUCUCCUAAAAUAUCUUCCGUUGGUUGUGGCUUUUGUUCUCUGUUUUCGUCUGAUAGGAGAAGAAGAAGCAGAGGAAGGAGAAGAUCAAGCGGUGGAAGUACAUAAUUAUCUUAAAGGGUAAUUAAUUAACGUAAUUGCAACGUUGAGAUCAUAUGUAGGAUUUGAUUAUGUUCUUCUCUCUUAUGUGAAAAAUUUCGAAACCUUGAUGGAUAAAGCUAAGGAUGGCUUUUGGUUUCAAGAGAAGGCUUAUUAUAGAUUGAUCCUUACAAAAAUGUGUUUGUUUGUGUGUUCUCAUCGAUUUAUCAAUCAAGUAAGUAGUCUUCUGCAAAUCUGUUUUGGAAUUAGUCAUGGUGCUAAAGCCGGAGACCAAAAUAGUUUGAAUGGUAUUUCUUUAUGUACACAGAGGUAAACUUACGUAUCAUGUUUAAAAAAACUUGCCUGGAGAAAAUAUCUGGUACAAAAACUGGUAAAUUCUGAUGUUUCUGAAUUUCUAGCCUUCUUGUUUUCUUGAAUUCACAAAACAAAAAUUUAGAAAGAGGAAAACUUGACAAGAACUUCUCUUUGUAAACCCGCACGUGGUAGUAAGGUGAUAUUGGUUCUAAGACCAAGGAUAUAAACUCGCUACAUCCCCGGUUUCGAUGCCAACAUGUGUUAACAUUGUGCAUGGUGGACUA
Arabidopsis lyrata subsp. lyrata is the source of this 1247-nucleotide messenger RNA. RefSeq lists its product as uncharacterized. The record is from RefSeq and is a predicted model, not a curated record. The transcript has a single exon. Bases 337 to 678 code for a protein of 113 amino acids. Lineage: Eukaryota; Viridiplantae; Streptophyta; Magnoliopsida; Brassicales; Brassicaceae.